Molecule: messenger RNA, 12142 nt
Organism: Pongo pygmaeus (Bornean orangutan)
Lineage: Eukaryota; Metazoa; Chordata; Mammalia; Primates; Hominidae
Gene: TRPC5
Product: transient receptor potential cation channel subfamily C member 5
Exons: 11
Coding region: 923-3847 (974 amino acids)
Biological process (GO): calcium ion transmembrane transport; regulation of cytosolic calcium ion concentration
Cellular component (GO): cation channel complex; plasma membrane
Molecular function (GO): store-operated calcium channel activity; protein binding; inositol 1,4,5 trisphosphate binding
Source: RefSeq, a predicted model, not a curated record
ACCCCACAUCACAACCACGACGGGUUGUCCGCAGCUCGCAGCCACCCCAAAGGGAGGAAUAAAGAACAGGAGCAGAGGGAAGCCGGGCGCAGAAAGAAGGGAAAAGGAAGAGCUCAGGGUUGGACAUUUUUGGAGACAGGGGUGGGGAGGAUAAAGGGAGCGUGCCUCCUUGAUUUUCCCCUCCCCACCCCUCUUUGCUUUUCUCUCCCCUUCCCUGUAUAGCAUAUUCCAGAAACGGCAGCAGAAAGGGACAGAAACCUCUAGUGUAGAAAAGGGUUUUGGAGGGGUAGCCAGAGCUCCCGCCAGCCGCUACCUAACAGCUGGAGCUUGAGUGUACGUGUAAGAGUGUGAAUGCGGCUCUCUCUCUCUUUUUCUCUCUCUCUCUCCCCUCUCUCUCCAUCCCUUCCUUCCUCCCUCCUUCUCCCUCUCCUUCACACUACAGUGUCAGCUACCCCUGUCAGUUUCCCCGUGUCAGUUUCUUCCCUAGCUCUUAUUGUGUGUGGCUGGCUGCGUGAAGGGAGUGGGUGCGCUUGAAGGGGCUCAGGUUGGGUUAGAGAGCUGGGAGAACAGGGUAGGGACAUUGGUAGAGCAAAGAGUUUCAGGGCACUGGCGAAAGUGAAAGGUGAGGAGGGCCGAUCUGUUACAGGCAAGUUUGGGAAUAACUGAGCAUCUAAAGGGGAAGCCAAGGUAGGAGCCAGUACUUGCGCUCUUCUUUACACCCCGCCCCUUUCCCUGUGCUCAUCCGCCCACCCACCCAUCAGCCUAGAGGCUCCGGGCUGUCCCAGUCGGCUGCUGUUUGCGCGCCGCAAAAGAGGAGUCCGGCAAGGCGCCGCACCACGCAUCCCGGCCCGUGGACACCCAGACGACACAGAUCUGAUCCGAAGAAACCACUUGGCUCAGGAUUUCUAAAUUGCUGUGAACCAUGGCCCAACUGUACUACAAAAAGGUCAACCACUCACCGUACAGAGACCGCAUCCCCCUGCAAAUUGUGAGGGCUGAGACAGAGCUCUCUGCGGAGGAGAAGGCCUUCCUCAACGCUGUGGAGAAGGGGGACUAUGCCACUGUGAAGCAGGCCCUUCAGGAGGCUGAGAUCUACUAUAAUGUUAACAUCAACUGCAUGGACCCCCUGGGCCGGAGUGCCCUGCUCAUUGCCAUUGAGAACGAGAACCUGGAGAUCAUGGAGCUACUGCUGAACCACAGUGUGUAUGUGGGUGAUGCAUUGCUCUAUGCCAUACGCAAGGAAGUGGUGGGCGCUGUGGAGCUUCUGCUCAGCUACAGGCGGCCCAGCGGAGAGAAGCAGGUCCCCACUCUGAUGAUGGACACGCAGUUCUCUGAAUUCACACCGGACAUCACUCCCAUUAUGCUGGCUGCCCACACCAACAACUACGAAAUCAUCAAAUUGCUUGUCCAAAAACGGGUCACUAUCCCACGGCCCCACCAGAUCCGCUGCAACUGUGUGGAGUGUGUGUCUAGUUCAGAGGUAGACAGCCUGCGCCACUCUCGCUCCCGACUGAACAUCUAUAAGGCUCUGGCGAGCCCCUCACUCAUUGCCUUAUCAAGCGAGGACCCCAUCCUAACUGCCUUCCGUCUAGGCUGGGAGCUCAAGGAGCUCAGCAAGGUGGAGAAUGAGUUCAAGGCCGAGUAUGAGGAGCUCUCUCAGCAGUGCAAGCUCUUUGCCAAAGACCUGCUGGACCAAGCUCGGAGCUCCAGGGAACUGGAGAUCAUCCUCAACCAUCGAGAUGACCACAGUGAAGAGCUUGACCCUCAGAAGUACCAUGACCUGGCCAAGUUGAAGGUGGCAAUCAAAUACCACCAGAAAGAGUUUGUUGCUCAGCCCAACUGCCAACAGUUGCUUGCCACCCUGUGGUAUGACGGCUUCCCUGGAUGGCGGCGGAAACACUGGGUAGUGAAGCUUCUAACCUGCAUGACCAUUGGGUUCCUGUUUCCCAUGCUGUCUAUAGCCUACCUGAUCUCACCCAGGAGCAACCUUGGGCUGUUCAUCAAGAAACCCUUUAUCAAGUUUAUCUGCCACACAGCAUCCUAUUUGACCUUCCUCUUUAUGCUUCUCCUGGCUUCUCAGCACAUUGUCAGGACAGACCUUCAUGUACAGGGGCCUCCCCCAACUGUCGUGGAAUGGAUGAUAUUGCCUUGGGUUCUAGGUUUCAUUUGGGGUGAGAUUAAGGAAAUGUGGGAUGGUGGAUUUACUGAAUACAUCCAUGACUGGUGGAACCUGAUGGAUUUCGCAAUGAACUCCCUCUACCUGGCAACUAUUUCUUUGAAGAUUGUGGCCUAUGUGAAGUAUAAUGGUUCUCGUCCAAGGGAGGAAUGGGAAAUGUGGCACCCGACUCUAAUUGCGGAAGCACUCUUCGCAAUAUCCAACAUUUUAAGUUCGUUGCGUCUCAUAUCCCUGUUCACAGCCAACUCCCACUUAGGACCUCUGCAGAUCUCUUUGGGACGCAUGCUGCUUGAUAUCCUCAAAUUCCUCUUUAUCUACUGCCUGGUACUACUAGCUUUUGCCAAUGGACUGAACCAGCUUUACUUCUAUUAUGAAACCAGAGCUAUCGAUGAGCCUAACAACUGCAAGGGGAUCCGAUGUGAGAAACAGAACAAUGCCUUCUCCACGCUCUUUGAGACUCUUCAGUCACUCUUCUGGUCUGUAUUUGGCCUUUUAAAUCUAUAUGUCACCAAUGUGAAAGCCAGACACGAAUUCACCGAGUUUGUAGGAGCUACCAUGUUUGGAACAUACAACGUCAUCUCCCUGGUAGUGCUGCUGAACAUGCUGAUUGCUAUGAUGAACAACUCCUAUCAGCUUAUUGCCGAUCAUGCUGAUAUCGAGUGGAAGUUUGCAAGGACGAAGCUCUGGAUGAGUUACUUUGAUGAAGGUGGCACCUUGCCACCUCCUUUCAACAUCAUCCCCAGCCCCAAGUCAUUUCUAUACCUUGGUAACUGGUUCAACAACACCUUCUGCCCCAAAAGAGACCCUGAUGGUAGACGGAGAAGGCGCAACUUGAGAAGCUUCACAGAACGCAAUGCUGACAGCCUGAUACAAAAUCAACAUUAUCAGGAAGUUAUCAGGAAUUUAGUCAAAAGAUAUGUGGCUGCUAUGAUAAGAAAUUCCAAAACAAAUGAGGGGCUUACAGAAGAAAAUUUUAAGGAAUUAAAGCAAGACAUCUCCAGCUUUCGGUAUGAAGUGCUUGACCUCUUGGGAAAUAGAAAACAUCCAAGGAGAAGCUUUUCCACUAGCAGCACUGAACUCUCUCAGAGAGACGAUAAUAAUGAUGGCAGUGGUGGGGCUCGGGCCAAAUCCAAGAGUGUCUCUUUUAAUUUAGGCUGCAAGAAAAAGACUUGCCAUGGGCCACCUCUCAUCAGAACCAUGCCAAGGUCCAGUGGUGCCCAAGGAAAGUCAAAAGCUGAGUCAUCAAGCAAACGCUCCUUCAUGGGUACUUCUCUCAAGAAACUGGGUCUCCUAUUCUCCAAAUUUAACGGUCAUAUGUCUGAACCCAGUUCAGAGCCAAUGUACACAAUUUCUGAUGGAAUUGUUCAGCAGCACUCUAUGUGGCAGGACAUCAGAUAUUCUCAGAUGGAGAAAGGGAAAGCAGAGGCCUGUUCUCAAAGUGAAAUUAACCUCAGUGAGGUAGAAUUAGGUGAAGUCCAGGGCGCUGCUCAGAGCAGUGAAUGCCCUCUAGCCUGUUCCAGCUCUCUUCACUGUGCAUCCAGCAUCUGCUCCUCAAAUUCUAAACUUUUAGACUCCUCAGAGGAUGUAUUUGAAACUUGGGGAGAGGCUUGUGACUUGCUCAUGCACAAAUGGGGUGAUGAACAGGAAGAACAAGUUACAACUCGCCUCUAAGUCAAGCCCUAAUCAUCUGUUCUGGAACUCAACAGAAAUUUGUAAUUUCCUUGCUCUCAGAGGUGACACAGAAUAUGAUUCCCUCACUGCCCCUGCCCCCGAGAAAGGAGAGUGAAACUCUUAUUUGCACCAUCUUUUAUAGCCACAUUCUCCAUUUUUGUUCUUGUUUUAUUAUUACUUUAUUAUUUGCCUUUUUAAUACCUAUACACACUAAGUCCAUCUUACAACCGACUGAAGGGGUGUUGCACCUAAUCAUCAGAGGUGCAGUUGGGUGCUUAACCUUUUUGCUUUGCUUUUCUCACCCAAGCUUCCUUGAAGCCCCAGGUGCCACUUUGCUAGUCUUGUUGCCGCACAGAUUCCUGACCAUCCUCAGAGUCUCAUGCCAUUUUCCCACAGAGCUGAGGGAUGUGGUCAGCAGUCCCCACCAGCUAUCAGAUAAGGCAAACUACCCUGCCCAUCUUUGUUGCCAUUCAGUGCUACGUGCUGCCCAUGCUGGGUCAAUGAACAGCAUCAAAGGGAGGCUGAAGAGAUUCCAAAGAAUUGUCUGCUUGUGGUUUCUAGGUAUAAGUGGCUUGUUUCGUUCUUAAAUACUACAACUUCUUAUUGUGGGGGCUGUUGAGUUUUCUUGUUUCUUAAAGAUGUGUUAGUUUCCUAAUGUGUGCCAAUGAAAUAUUUACCCCAUAGUAUAUGUCAUAUCUAAUAAGUUAGGCGAAUUAUUUUUCUGUGUUUGUGUGUUUCAAUUAACUUACAUUUGAAAAUUUGAUAGUAUGAAAAUCAGUAUUUAGAAUUUGUGCUAUUUUUUAAAAACAUCUACUACACUCUAACCAAUAGUCACUACAUCUCAUACAUUGGCAAGAUAAAUAGUUGUCAUAUUUGUUGGGUCCUAUUCUACUGUUGAUAGUUUUAAUUAUCAUUGCUAUCAAAUAAUUUCUAAGAUAAAAGCCUGAAUUUGAAAUAUUUUUAUCAGAAAAAUGGCAUAUUGCUGAAGUGUCAAAAUAUGAGAAAAGAGCAUCUUCAUUUUAAUUAAUUGCUUUAUAAAAAUGGCAACUUUAGGUAUAGAUAACCUAAUUCAGGUUGCAGUUUUAAUAUUCAUUGGGGGCAGUGGAAUUGCAUGUGUAAAUUAUGAUAUAUAACAUAACAACCCUAGUGGAUUCAUGGAAUUAUAAACGUGAUCCAAAUUCUACUGUCUUCCAAGAAAGCUACAUUUAUACAUCCAAACAAAUUCUUUUCCACAGCUUAAGAGUACCUCAUCAGAAUACAGUGGUUCAAGUUAAAAAAUAAAGUCCAUAAUGCAUAUGGUCAUCAUUCUAGACCUGAUAACCACUGAGAACCUGCUGAGCAAGGAUGGUUUUUACCAACGUUAGCACAAAGGUUUCCUCAAUUUAGACUCUAACAUAUGACCUGAAACAACUCUAGGUCUGAGUCCUAGAGAUUACAUUAAUAGUGUGUAGCCCAGAAAAGUAAAAUAGUUAGGUGUCACCCUGUUUUUUUAAUGUCAACACCAAUAGGAAUCCAUUUAGAUUAAUGUAAGUAAUUUCUGAUAAAAGUAAGAGAAAUGAGGAAUUUUCAAACUGCAAAUAUGCCUCCAAACUAGCUUUUGAUAGUGUGGUUUCUGUUAUUUGAAUGGAUUCCCAUCUCUGUCUCUAGCCUGGAGAAGAGCAAAAUGGAGGGGGAGGGGCCAGAAAUAGGAGGAGGUUUUGAAGAAUAAAGCCUCAGAUCCAGGGAAAAGUGAUCAAGUGAAAAAGCUGUAUCAAGACCCAUUUGGCAAGAGGUUGUCCGAAAAUAAUUCCUUGAUCAUAUCUGAAGUGGUUAUUUACUCAAAUCAAUUUCUCCCCUGCUUCACUAAGACUGUCAUAAAUGGCCUUGACAUUUAAUCACAGGUUACUUUCCAGAAAGGUUUCUAAAGUUACAGAUUCAGCUUUCCAAAUUGUCAAAUUCACUUUGAAUAAUAAUAGAACCUGGGCUACAUUCCUAACUCAUAUUAACAGCACCAAAAGAAAUAGCAUAUAAACCCAUUUUAUAAAAAGAAAAACAUGUUUUUCUCAGGUGUCUCACUUCUGAAAACUUAUGUAUAAGUGUUCUAGCAGUGACCUUAUCAACUUGUCAGAAAACAGGCUAGCCAGACAUGGAACUAUAUUCCAAAAGUCUUCUGUCACUUACGUUCUAAAGAGAUAAUAUGUGUAAAUCAAUCUCUACUAUUGAAAGAACCAGUGUCAUAUGUCACGGGAGUACAUUCCUUUUCAGAUCUUCUCAGGGUUAUCGUUGUGACUUGGGCUUAACACUUCACUAGCUAUAGUGAAGCCUCAUUUAGGAUGGGGGUUAAAGCUAAACAGCUAUUGCCCUAACUUCCAUGUUGGUGACACCAACAUUUUUAUUAACUCUAAUUCAGUACAAAGUAGGAAAGGAAAAAGAUUUUGUUCACUUCCUUACUCUCUUGAUCAAGUAUCAUAAAAGGUAUUUCAAGUGAAAAUGCUUAGGUAUAUCCUCUGACCCCAGAGGAGUUAUAAGCCAACUUGAGAGUAAAUUUAUAAACAUAAAAAGUUAAGAACUAAAAGAGAACUUUAUAAAGGAUCUACUCUAUUCCAACCUCAUAUUUUACAAAUAGAAAAUAAAGAGGCCCAGAGAAGGACAAUGACUUGCUCAAGGUCACAGAGAUGGUCAAUAAACUCAAGUCUUCUAGAUUAUAGAAGACAUUAGUAAGCAUAUAUGUUAUAUAUAGAUGUGAAGUGGCCACUACAGACACCCUUUUGUUCAUUUGCCAAAAAUGCUGUGAACUCCAAAAACUUCAGACUUACAUAUUUAAAUGUGAAGUUAAAAAUGUACUGCAAAGUCAAACACAAAUACAAAAAUAAUUUACUACUUAUCUAAAAUAUCCAUAUCAUGUUCCACCUACAUUACAGUUGGCUUAUCACUUCCGGACACCUUGGAUUCAUUUAUUUGAUCUCAUAAAGUCUCCCUAAUAAUAAAGGUAAAAAUUACAAAGAAAAUAUUUGAAUUAUAUUAGAAAGUGACCACUGUUGAAGUAUCUCCACUUCCAGCUUUAUGUCCAGUGAAAUACAGGGGAAAGACUCUAAAUUUAAAAUCAUUUUUGGAAAAUGCCAAACUUUACAGGGAUAUAAAUGCUUCAAGUUUUGCUUCUGUCUACUGACAUGGAGAUAUUAAAAAAUUCCCUGUUCUGCCUCCAUCAUUUUUCAUUCCACUGUGACCUAACUUAGGCUAUUUCAAGCUAAGUCGUAAAUACCUGUCUGCAAUUUGAUUAAAUAAUUUUUAAAAAACGAACGCCUCCACUUUUCAAAUGACUUAAUACCUUUUCCAAAAAGAACUUUAUAGUUCUUAUGGCAGUGCAAACCUCAUCUGAAAACUUCACUGGGAACUUUAGAGAUAAAUACGAGGCCAUACCUUAGCCUGAAAAUACAAAUAACCAUUGGCAUUCAUGUUGCAUCGUGGGUGAAUCUCGUGUGGUGUUUUGACUAACAGUUUUAGUGCCCCAGACCUUGGUUUGUUACAUCAUCAGGUAAAAAGUACUUGAAGAUAGGCAGCAAAUCCUUUGUUUAAAAGUACCUUAGAAAAAUUGAGGCUGGGCAUGGUGGCCCACUCCUGUAAUCCCAGCACUUUGGGAGGCCAAAGUGGGUGGUUCACUUGAGUCCAGGAGUUCGAGAUCAGCCUGGCCAACAUGAUGAAACCCAUCUCUACUAAAAAUACAAAAAUGAGCUGGGCAUGGUGGUACACGCCUGUAGUCCCAGCUACUUGAGAGGCUGAGGCAUGAGAAUCACUUGAACCUGGGAGGCAGAGGUUGCAGUGCGCUGAGAUCACACCACUGCACUCAAGCCUGGGCAGCAGAGCGAGACUGUCUCAAAAAUAAAUAAAUAAAGGUACCUAAGAAAAAUUGAGUAUAUUUUCUUGGUAAUCAAGUUUUCAAGAUUGCUCAUACAGACAUAGUCAAUGCAAAUUGAUCCAAGUGUUCAGAUCAUCUAAAUAACCUCUUCAUACCUACUUCACAGCUCUCCCUACCUUUAAUCCCUGCAGCUUUGCUUCAAAACUAUGGAUAUUUUAGAUUGUUUCUUUGGCUUACUUUAUCUAGAUAAUUGCUCCAAAUAUCCACCUUGUUGGUGUAGAACUCGGCAGUGGGAUCUGAGUACCCCAAAUGAAUGUGAGCUUUACUUUAGCAGAGAGAAACAUUGUUACCAUUAUAUUUCCAACUAACCUUCCAGUAACUUUUUUUCCAACAGAUGUGGGUUUUGGCUUGCUUUGCCUUUUGAGGGAUGUCUGUAAAAGUGAGAACGUGUCUGUGUAUAUACAUAGACACACAUAACAAAACUUAAUAGCAUUUGAUUGUUCUGCCUUUGGCACUUUACCCCUUUAGGUAAUUACUAGAUCAUUUUGAAGAGAGGGAAGCAAGAAUAACUUUUCAAUGGAGACAUUUCCUGAGCUGUGAGGAACUGCCAAAAUGAACUGCCAUGACAGCAUCUUCUGUAGCACUUUUAUAUUGAGAGCUAUCAAGAUUUGAGGUUCCUGGUUUUGUUUAAAAAAAAAAAGCAUUUAGGUCAGAAUAACUUACCUGGAAGACUUAAAUAUACACAUUUUUGGCAAAAUAAAGUAAGUCUGCAUACUUCAGAUUUACUGUAUACCUGAAAUUUGGUGCAUACUUGAGGUGUUAAUAUUCAUUCAUACGCUGGUACAUGGCCUAGGAUUUUCAUCUGUUGUGUGGUGAUCCAGAGGAGGUGUUAGUGGGUGCCUUGUGAGAGCUUUACUUUUAGAAAAUGUAAGAAACAGAGUUAACUGCUGGAAUGAUAGAGGGGCAGCAAGCCAGUGUGCUCUAGCAUCUUUAGGCUCAGUAUUUGUGUUAUCCCUAACUUGAGUGGAUUUGUAUCUUGUACUUGAUUAUUGGAUCUGAGUUGUGUUCAUUCUUUUUCUAAAGAUAUACCAUCAACAUUUGUGGUACCUGAGAGACAUAUACAUAUUAAGAAUUAUAAUAUUUAAAUAUAAAACUAAGUGGAAUGCCCUUAUGCCAAAAAGCUAGUUUUCUUAUAUGAUGUGAAAAGAUGUGAAAGCUCUAUAGAGGCUUCCUGUUACUACACAAAUAAAUGGCAAACAAUUUCUGUAGGAACAUAAACAGCCCACAACUUUUGAUCAUUGAAAUCAACUGUCAUACAUCCAUGAAAGUAGCAUGUAUCUGUCCUACCCUCCUCCCCCUCAAAGAACUUUCUUUAUAACUCCAGUGACUUGAUAGAACCAAAAAAGACUAACUGAAGUAGGUUAGAAUGGCUUGCAAUGUGAAGGUCAUUUUCACCAUUUUUCAGCAUAUUUGCCCUUUGAUUUUAGCAGGUUUUGGGGCAACCUAACAUCCCAGGAGCUUACAUACAUACACACAAAAGGCACUGUCCUCAGCGGCACUUGAACGAAUAUGUGGCAGUGUGCCUUUUAUUUAAGCCUAAGGUAGCCAGCCAUUUGAAAGUACAAUUAAGCUGGGAUUGGCCAUUUUAUAUCUUUUCCCAGAAGUUCAAUAUAUCCCCAAAAUACUCAUUGCCAUCAAUUGCCUUCCAACCUAGGAACCCUCUUGACAGUUCUCCAGUCUUACACAACUCUUAAAGCUGACCCUUGGAAGGAAGAAAGGAGGCUUUGGAUUUUUGCUGGGAUUGGGAAACUUAGAUGGUGAUAGUGUAGUAAAGAGACAAUUGGAAAAGCUUUUGAAGUAAGGACAAGUGAGGAUAUACACUUUAAAACAUGGGGCUAAACCACCAAAUUGUCAAUUUUUUGGAUGGCCAAAUUGAGAUGAAUCACCUGAAUUAAAAAUGUAAUUUAAAAUGGUUAAUUAAAACAUUAGCAUCAUCAUUUCUCCUUUAAUGAAAUUCAAAAAAAUGCAACAAUAUAUGAAAGCAGAACUACCGGUAAAUCAUUUUUCAAAUUUUGGGUCAUAUUUGGGUUAAAUUUCAGAUGUUAACAAGUUCUCAACUUUGGGAUCACUGUAAAUAUAAGUUCAACACACCACAUCCAUAAUGCAAUAUCACAGAUGGGCUUUCAUAAAUAUGUACACUUUAGCCAAUUGGAAAGAUCACUUCCUUCAAAUUUUAUCUAAGAAAUAAAGUGGGUUUGUCAAAACAACAUGAAAGAGAAAUGAAAGGUAAGGAAGGGUACUAUGGCAAAAAGCCAGAUUAUGUAUCUGCUGUCAUCUUUUAGCAUCAUAAAUUUGGAAUAAACAUAAAAUAGGAUAAUGACUGAUAUUUUCAUAAACAUACCAGAACUUAUGCACCCAAAUGAAUGUGGUCCUUUAAAGUAGUCACCUUAAAAAGCCAUACCCAUAUUCUAAUGAUGCUGCCAUUACUCAACCCACUUUGGACUUCUGCUUUUGAAAUGACUUUCAAAGUCUACAGUACGAUCUCUGAAUAUCCUCAAUGGUAGAAAAUCAUGAUCCUGCAAGAUUAAAUUUUUAGGAAUUUAGAAAUUGCCAAAAGUAAUUUUAGAUCCACACUUGGUAAAACAUGCAGUAGUCAAGAUGAGUACCACUUUCUCUGGUUAAAAACAAACAAACAAACAAAAAAAACAUUUUCAAGUGCUAUUACACAAUAGGCACUUUCAUAGGCGCAAUUAUAAAAUAAUGAGAUUGUCUCUUGUGGGAUUUGUAAGGGACCUGGAACUGUUCUUGGGAAUCUAGUUUUUUUCCCCUAAUUAACUUUAUUGAGGAAUGAUUUAUGUACAAUUACCUGCAUUCAUUUAAAGUGUACAAAUUGGUGAGUUUUCAGAGUUGUAUAUACCUCUGGAAGCACCAGCCAAAAUCAAGUUAUAGAAUAUCCCCGUCACCCCCUCAAGAAUGCUUGUUCCCCUUUGUAUCCUGGAAUCUAGUUUCAAUUAUGCUUGGAGCAGUGGUAGCCUUACAUGAAUAAGCACAUAGCCUCCUGAAGAGAACACUUUAAAGAGCAAUAUAUUUAGAUAGAGAAGCUUCACUGAUUUGGGAACAACCAUAAUGAUUAACCCUUUGUGUUUAAAUAGUAAAAUACAUUGAGUUCCAAUGGCUUAUGCUGUAAAUAAACUCAGAAUUGACUCCUCAAACUUAUUUGAUCCUUAAGAAAUGACACUGUAUAGCACAGAGGCUCUGGUGACUAGGCUGUUAUCAGGGAGAGGGACAGUAAAGAAAAACCACUCACCUCCAUAGAGAACAGAGGGGAGGAUUUUGGACUCAUAAGAACCCACGGUGGCAGAAGCAAUGGAAAGAAACUCUAAUGGGAAGAUGACAGCUAGCUAGCUGAAUGUGUUCAGGUCAUCUGAAAGUCACAGAUUCAGAUUAGGUAUUUCCUGUAUAAGAUCUAGUCACAGUAUUUAAAGUAUAGCCUCAUCAUGUUGUGGCCACACCUUGUAGGACCUCCUUGUAAAACAUAUUAAGCAAUCAGUUUAAAUAUCCAAGGCAACGUAACCUGUAGUCCAAUAAUCAGUGAUAACUGUGCUUAGCAUUACUUGGGCAGGAGAAGCAGCCAGAAUUCUCAAGUGUCUUAACAGGAUAAGUGGGACCAAUGACACCAAAAUGAAUAUUAUGUGAGCACAUGAAGAGUCCUCUAAACCCAAAGGGUUAACACAUCAGUCUGUGGUUUAAUGUAAAAGGAAAUUCAACGAGAUAAAUUAACUUUAAAAUUAACUGUUCAAAUUACUACCUUAACAAAGUAAAAGUAAAGCUGUAUCUUAUCUCAACAGUAAAGACACAGACCUUCCCCAGGACACUUCAGAUAAGGAUAAACACAUCCGUCUCAAGCAAAUACGUUUUAGUUUGUUUCUUAUAAUAGGAAUGCACACCAGAGGUACUAUUCAACAGAACAAUAGUUAAACUCUUCACAGGAUUCUAUUUAUUCCAUAUUUCUAAAAAAUGGGGUUGAAAUUAGGGAUGGGAGUUUCUUUCUACUCAAAACAAUGAAUGCAGUCUGCAGCUACAAACUAACAUUUGGUAGCAGGAAGGAGAAUACUAGAGAAUACGGACUAUGUGUAAUUCACCUUCUAAGCCUAGUUGGCAGCCCCAACCACAUAUCACCAUGUAGAAAGUGUGUCAAAUUUCAGUUUAAAAUGAUACAUCUCGAGCAUAAUCAUGAAAAGGGAAAAUUCCAAAUGUGUCUGUGUAAAUGACACUGGCUUUGAAGACUAUUUUAAAAGUGGAAAUCUCUUUGAAUUAACUAUUACUUUUAUUUAAACACUUUCUGUAAGUGCACAGUGUCAAUCUUAAUGUAUUAAAAAGGAUCUUGUACAAUAAAAUAAUUUUGUGUAUUUUUAGCUUCAGUAUCAACAAAAUAAAGUAUUUACUUUUUUCCCCUGAAA